AUGUACACUGGCGGAUUCUCUUCAGUUGUGGACUUGUCCAAGUUCUUCUACAACUUUCCAACACACCCAGAAGACCGGCCGUAUCUUGGUCUUCUACACCCAAAAACCGAGGAGCUGUUGACAUACUACGGGCUUGCAAUGGGAGCUGGAAACAGCCCAGCCAUUGCAUGCCGAAUUGGAUUGGCCUUUGUGCGUUUGGUGAAAGAAAAGUUUGAUGUCUUCCAAGGAGAAGCCAAGGCCAACUGCUACUGGACCGGCUUCCAGAACAACGGAUUUGAUCCGAAACUUGGAUACGGAUUCAUUCUUACUUCGGCCGAUGGAGGAGCUGUGCACAUCUGGGUUUGGGUUGAUGACUUCCUUAUCCAUGGACCCUCCCAUGAGAAGACCACUCGAGCUCUGGCAUUCUUCCUUGACACAGCCGUUGACUGUGGUUUCCUUUUCCACCCAAAGAAAUUGGUUCCACCUCAACAAGUGGUCAAAUACUGUGGCUUCCUGUUCGACACUACCGACAUUCCAUGCCUACGAAUCCCGGAAUCCAAAAAGGACCGAGCCCUGGCCAUCUGCGAAUACCUACUCCAGUCACCAACUCACAAGAAGUGGUCACAAUUGAGUCUUGCUGUUGCUGUGGGAGUUCUUGAGUCACUGACCAAAGCAACACCUCGUCGGCUUGGCCACACCCAUCUGAAGGAAUUUCACACACUAGUCCAUCCACCUGGACUUGGGAUCGGCGCGGAGCCUUACUACACAACGACAUGCCUCAAUUCUCAAGUACUUGAUGAACUAAAGUGGUGGAAACAGUUCCUACUACGGAGUGAAGGGAGAUAUGUCAGAGGAUGGGAAGCAGCUACCCUUGUCCCAACCUUUGGUGAUGGUAGCGGCACUGGCACCGGUGGGACCCUCCAACUACCUAACUGUGACUUUGAAAUGUGGCGCGGGAAGUGGAAACCGGCAGUCUUCAUUUUUGCACUGAAAGAGACCCUUCUUCGGAUCAAAGAGAGCCCCCAAGCCCACCUCGUCAUUGGCACGACCGUCUUCUACUUCACUGACAACUCUGGAGUAUAUUGGAUUGCUACUACUGGUUCCUCCAAGCGGCGAGAUCUUCACCAGUUGCUCAGCGAGAUCAGACUGCUGGAACUUGAUCUUCAAUGUGUCCUCCAGGUGAUACACGUCCCAGGCCAAGUUUUGAUCACGCAAGGCACUGAUGGACUUAGUCGAGGAGUUUGGAUGUCAACUCUACAAGACAUCAUGGACUCAGAUCGACUGACACAAGCAAUCUUCGAUCCCAUGCCACUGGACUGGACUUUGGUUUGGCAACACCUGCCUCAUCUGGCACAUAUGGCCCAAUACCGUUCCUGGAACCAACAAUGGACAGCGGACCUCUGUUUGCACCAAACAACAGUAUGGUGCCCGCCACCUGAACUGGCCCGGCAACUCCUGACCUUCUUGCUCAACUCUUGGGUCGAAUGUCCAUUCACUACUUCAGCAAUCCUCUUUGUGCCUCGAGUAGUUGAAGCUUCCUGGCGCCACAUGUCCCGCUACAUCGAAGAGAUCGGUACCAUCUACCCCCACCAAACACAGCUACGCUUUCCACCUCUCCUUCCUAUUCCAAUUGUUGUUCUACACAUGGCACCUCACACACUCUCGCUGACUCCAUCAAGGUUGGACAAAACUCCCACUACCGCCCCCUCUUGGCAUGCAGCCCAAGCCACACUUAUGCGCCGGCUGCGUGACGAGAUUCACCAAGAAAGCCAUUGA
Messenger RNA from Cylindrotheca closterium, 1755 nucleotides. Lineage: Eukaryota; Bacillariophyta; Bacillariophyceae; Bacillariales; Bacillariaceae. The record is from the annotation of a GenBank genome assembly.